This is a messenger RNA of Ustilaginoidea virens, 2799 nucleotides long. RefSeq lists its product as uncharacterized. The transcript has a single exon. Gene Ontology annotation, molecular function: microtubule binding. Lineage: Eukaryota; Fungi; Ascomycota; Sordariomycetes; Hypocreales; Clavicipitaceae. The record is from RefSeq and is a predicted model, not a curated record. Bases 1 to 2799 code for a protein of 932 amino acids.
AUGACUGACCCGCCCCCCUUACUAAUGAGGCCUAAGAGGCUCUCUCUCAUCCCCCAGCAGCCGACGAGAAAUCGAUUCAAUGACGAUUUGUUCGCCCACCUCCAUCCCUCAACCGUUGUAGAAGCCCUGACUACUACCACCGGCGCCUUGGGUCAUUACCUGGCUGGCACCUCUGCCGCCGAGCGAGAUUUCGCCAUACGGGCCGCAGUUGCUUCACAAAGGGUAUGGGAAUGGGUUGAUGAGCUGUCCGACUGGGAAUGGCCCGUGGAUGGUGGCUCCGCUGGUUUUGAAAGCCCCAACCACACGACGCGGAGAUUGCCCUUCCAAAUCAGAGUACCACAGACUUGUGGCGCUGAAUACAUGGGUAGUCUGCCUGCCCGAGAGGUUGCGCUCUAUGCGAGAAGGAUAGAAGAAAUACUCAGAGACAUGGACGAUUUGGAGGUUGAGGAAAUCAAGUCACAGGUCUUGAACAACUACAUCAUGCCUCUCUCGAGACCAUGUACUCCCCUCUCAAUAUCGAGCAGGGGCCCGUCCUCAGUAUCCGUCUACACCAAGAUGGAAGAUGUAUCUGCACUGGUCACGACGAUACUGGUGCAGACACUGCCAAACCUGACUAAAUUAACGCGGCUGCUCCGGACAUGGACUGUUCGAUUGGGCGUUUUACAGCGCAUCCCGCCGCUUCUGUAUGCCAUCGAGGACGCCGAGGUUGGCUUGAAGGCAGGCUGGGCCGCCAUAUUGAAGCCAGCUCAAAGUUUACCAACUCGAGAGCACGGAAAGCGUGCUAUGGGGAAGAAGCCGACCUUGAAGCGGACCGACUUCGAGAUUAUGAGAAAGGUGCUGGUCAAGAAGGUCUCCACUCCCGGCCGCAUGUUGGACAUCAUGCUCGAUUCCCUCGAGGGCAUGGACGACACACUUCCCGACAGCUGGCUGGAUCGCUUGGAGGCAGUGGAACAAAACUAUAGCGAGUGGGUAGCUGCCUGUGAAAGGAAAAUUCGAGAGUCCGCGUGGUACAGGUCUGCCAAGCCCCCCCAGUCUUUGGAGCAACCUGCUGGGGAAGAUGCCGGCGAACCCCUGCAGAGCGAACCAUCUGCCGAGUACAGCGAGCCACUUCCAGGUGACCCCGGCAUUGCCAUCGCUUUGCCAGUUCCGUUAAAGGAGAAAAGAGGGAACCCCAGUCUCACGGAUGAUGGUCCAUCGACUUCCCCAAGCGAUUGUGAUGAUUCACCGACACGCGCUAAUGACGAUCCGCCGGACAAAACUAGUCCAGUGCCGCCACGAGACGCCGAGACUCGUGGUCCUAGAACUCCAACCCACGAGGUGUUUUCCGAAUCGGAGCUAGCCACAGAGUCUUUCGAUGCCGUUGAAUUGUCCCCGCCGUCUGAUCAUGACGUUUCUGGUCUCACCAGAACCAUGUCACCUGUAGGCGAAGUAGAGGAAGAAGAUGACGAAGAUCUGCCCCUAUUGCACAGCAGUGCUUGGCGCGGCAGUGACCUUUCCGACGACUCCAUCUUGCUACCGGGCGAUACCAGCCGUUUUGACGUGCUAUCUAGUGAUCUUCCUGAAAUGUCUGCGUCCCCCCCAGUUCCGCGAAAUCGCGUUCGCGAGGCCAGGUUUGCCGACGAUAGCCCUCCAAGCUCCCCUCCACUACCUCGGGAGUCGUCGGAGGAAUCGCCCAACAGUUGUGCUGAAAGCCCGAGUGUCACACCAGCUGCCGAAGGCUUCGGAUUAAUAUACGACCACAAGACUGUAACAGAGGGGUCUUUUGCGGAGGACUUUGAUGACUUGAUGUCGCCGUCCGAAGCGGCGGGACCUAGCUUUCGAAGAGACAGCACCAGUGACCGGCAAUUGCGCCAGCAGAUCAGCGACAUUAUCGAGUCAAUACCGGCCAAGAUCAAGCUGUCGGCCGAGCCAUCACCCAUCAUCAACCUGAACCCGCCGGAUCUGCAACUUCCACGGCUGGGGAACAAGCCAUCCAAGGAGCCAUUUAAGCAAAGUACAUCGAGCCUGUCAUCUCGCACUGCCACACCUUCCUUCACUUUGUCACCUGCGCGAACAAAUCGGCCGCGUCAGUUCAGAGGCCAGCAGGAAAUCAAGGUGUACCACCUAUCUCGGUCGACGGGCGAAGCUCCCAUCAAGCUGUUCAUUCGGUGCGUAGGCGAGCACGGCGAACGCGUCAUGGUUCGUGUGGGUGGAGGAUGGGCCGAUCUGAGCGAGUAUCUGAAAGCAUACGCCUCGCACCACGGACGCCGUUCGGUUGGCGCUGAGCGAGCGGCCACGGUGGAAGUCCAGGAUGCGCCACGGAGUUUCAACACGUCGGCCAUGACGGCGACGGGCUCCAGCCCACCGAGCCGGCCUGUUUCUGCGGCGGCGGCGGUCAGGAUGGAGCACUCACCUAUUACGCAACUGAACAUCCGCAAGACGAGACGGAGCAGCGGCGCAGGCAACAGCGAGGUGCCAAGACUACGGGCCAGAAAGCCAGGGGCACCGAAUCCCCGAUUCGACGUGUCAUGUGCCGAAGAUGGGGAGCCCUCUAGGCCCAACUCCCGCCUCAGCUGGGUAGAGGAUGACAGCUCGUUCCUGGGGCUGGCGGGGCCAAAAGGGAAAAAGGUUGAAAUGAGCGAGGAAAACAAGGCCUGGGUGGAAAGUGUCAAGGAAAGAGUUCGCCAAGUCAGCGGCGAGAGGAGAGUUUCCCAGCCAGACGACAGGAAGCGUUUUGGCGAGCUGGGCAAAGUCGGCGGUACCAAGAGACUGUUUCUCAAGGCGGCCGACAAUGCACCAAAGGCAAGGAGUGAUGGAUGA